Messenger RNA from Anguilla rostrata (American eel), 3470 nucleotides. RefSeq names its product family with sequence similarity 222 member Aa (gene fam222aa). The record is from RefSeq and is a predicted model, not a curated record. Bases 1195 to 2835 code for a protein of 546 amino acids. The transcript has 3 exons. NCBI's taxonomy places the organism in Eukaryota, Metazoa, Chordata, Actinopteri, Anguilliformes, Anguillidae.
AGUCUGCUUCGUUCCGGGUUAUUGUCAGUUUCGGCAGCUCGGUGCAGGGGAGUGGAAGAUCGCCUAUGAGACAAGAAAGCUGCACGGAACAUUCAAUUUAUUCAUCCGGCGUAAUCGCUGACCGUUUUUAAUUAGAUUUAUGUCGGGAACAGUACAAUACGAGCCUUUUUGGACCAAUUUUUGUAAUUUGAAAGCAAGAUUUUUAUUCAAGGGGACAAGGGGCUCUCCGAUCGAGGGAUGAAGGAACAGCCACGGAGAACCAGUCAAACGAACAGGGCUUUAUCAUCCAGAAAACAUACAGUUUCUGAAUCCUCGCUCGCUGCUCUUGGCUUUGAUUGAUGAAAAGGAUUUAGCCUUAAAAACAAACUGUUCGGGGAUCCAGCGACUGAGCUUUACCGUAUAAUAUUAGCGAUCUAGCUAGCUGCACUGGCAGUCCGGUUUCAGAAAAUUGCACAUAGCAGGUGGAUUCGAUUGAGCCGUAAAGCACUUAUUUAUACGUGUUCAUCAUCAACUAUGUUUCGGGAAUCAUAAUAUUUUGUUGCUGGAUUUAUAUUUGUCGCCCGCCACUCUCUUUUUACGAAAAUCGCACUACAGAGAUUGCUUCAGAAAACAAACGACGGGGAAAAAAGGGCAAGCGAAGCUGGAUCGUUUCGAUACUUUGUUUCGGGGAGCAAAAGGUUCAGUAGCUAUAUGCGUUAGCUGAGACCGCAGUUAAUCGGAACGAUUAGCUUGCGCGUUCCCUUCCUGGAAUUGCUGACAGUGGUUUUUUUUUUUUUCUUUCUUUCUUUUAUUCCUUUCAUUCAUUCAAGCGGGCGAAGAAACGUCUCAGAAACCGACCACAUUUUGUCUGUCUGACUCUGGAUUACCGAAUCGUGGAGAAAAUCGAAUAGCCCGGCGAGAAACGAGCGUCGAUUUGGAACUUGAUUCGUUGUCCGCUACCAUUGUGUCCAUCUGAAAAAAGGAGAGGGGUACAACUGAAUACGCUUUAGCUCAACGGGGAAAGUAGCGAACUAAAUAUUUAGGAUUACUGCCGAAUUCUGGAAUACGGGAUGAAACCUCUGAUUCCUCUCUGGACCGCGACGUUCUGAAGCAGAUUGCACGGCGCAGCAACCUGCAUGGAAUUCUAGCCUGCACCACCGAACGAUUUAUGGUUGGACGUAGCGCCCCCCGGCUCUAGACCGCCCCCGCCCCACCAUGUUGGCCUGUCUGCAGAGGAGGCAGAACCCCCCCCCACAGCACCGGGUGUGCGCCGGCAAGACCCUGGAGGCCCCCCACCCGCCCAGCCGAAAAUGUGAGCUGGCGGCGCCGGCGCCCUCCCCCCGGUACCCCAGCGUGGCGGAGCUGGAGGCCUACGCGCAGAAGACCGCCGGCAGCCCGCUGUCCAUCAAGAUCUUCCCCGCCAACGUCAGGGUCCCGCAGCACAAGCACCUUAACCGCACCGUCAACGGCUACGACACCACGGGCCAGCGCUACAGCCCGUACCCGCACCCGCACGCCGCGGGCGGCGCCGGCGGCUACCAGGGCCUGCUGGCCGUCGCCAAGGCCUCGGCCACGCCCGCGCCCGCCGCCGCCGCCGCCAAGGGCGUGCUCAAGAACGCCGAGGGCAGGAGGACUAAACUCUCCCCCGCCCAAAUCGCCGUGGCGCCCUACCCGCCGCCCGGCAACAGCACUUUAGCGCACGCCCACGGGCAGAUGGCGUACCACGGGGCGCCCCCCAAGCCCCCCGAGGCGCCCGCCGCCAUGGCGGUGCCCCCCAACGUGACGGUGGCGGCGUCGGUCGUGCCCAUCCCGGGCGGGCGGGGCCUGGCGCUGCCGCCGCAGUCCAACCUGCCCUCCAUCCAGAGCAUCAUCUACCAGAUCAACCAGCACUGCCAGGCCCAGGCCCUGCAGCAGGUGUGCCAGGGCGUGGUGGUGGCGGCCACGCCGGGCGCCAACCCCAGCCCCUCCAAGCAGGCUGCCAUCGCGGCCGCCACAGCCGCCACCGCAGCCGCCGCAGCCGCCGCCGCUUCCUCCGGCUCCUCGGGCGGCGGCGGCGGCGGCGGGGGGGGCUUCCCGGUCGGCAUGGCGACCCAGGGCGGGAUGGCGUACGCGGGGGCCAUGCUGCCCUCCCAGGGGGCGGAGAUGGUGAAGGUGGGGGCCUACGUGGACAGUAUGGACUACAUGCUGUGGCAGCAGCAGCAGCAGCAUAAGCAGCAGCAGCAGCAGCAGGCCGUGCUCCGCAUGUACAGCGGGGGCAGCGGGGGGGGCGGGGCCGUCAGCAGGUCCCCGGAGACCUGCGUCCCGGGGGGCGGGGCCGGAGUGCCGGUGGGCGGAGCCCAGCUCUCCUCCAGGCCCUAUCCCCUGGCCAGCGGCGGCGGCGGAUUGGACAAGGUCAGCUCCUCCCCCUUGAACUGCGUGGGCAUGCACGGCAACUUCUCGGUGGGCCAGUACUUCGCCCCGCCCUGGAACAGCGUGCUGGUCACCCCCGACAGCGACUGCUACAACCCCCAGGAGCUGCCGGGGGGGGCCGCCACCAACACCGGGGGGGGGCCGGGCACCGGGCACCGGGACCUGGGCUUCCCCCUGCACCACCACCACCACCACCAUCACCACCACCACCACCCUGCCGCGGACAGCGGCGGCGGGGGGGGCCUCUGCUGCAGCCUGCCCAGCAGCCGGAGCCUGUGCAACACGUCCAUCCUGAGCAGCAGCCUGCAGUCGCUGGAGUACCUGAUCAAUGACAUCCACCCGCCCUGCAUCAAGGAGCGCAUGCUGGGCAAGGGGUACGAGACCGUGGCCGUCCCGCGGCUGCUCGACCACCAGCACGCGCACAUCCGGCUGCCGGUGUACAGAUAAGGAACCGCCGGUCCCCCCCCCCCCCCGCCAUCCCCCCCAGUGAAGGAAUGGGGCAGGGCCAGGGGGAAGGGGGAGCAAAAAACAAAAAAAACGAAAAUCUUAAUGGAAGGAGAAACAAAGACGCAGACGCGUGGAGAUCUUUAUUAUAAAUCAAUAGAUAUUAUGUGUGGUCGGCGCUGCUUGAAGAGGACUGGGCUGUCGGAGAGCGCCGGUUUGCCGUGGAGCCUGGAGGGUACUGACGUUGGUGGGGAGGGGAGUGUGGGGAGGGGGUGGGAGGAGUUCGGGCGGUUUACUGUUUGGGCCAAUCAGAAGUUCCGUGGUGUGGUUUGCCAACAGGGAUUGCGCAUUUCGUUUUUCUUUCUUUAUAUUUGACUUUUUUUUUUUUUUCCUUAUUUGUGAUUUUUAAAUUGUUAUUAUUUUUGAUUAAACUUUGUAACAAGAUUCAAGGCUUGACAUGACGUGCACAUGACCUCCCAUCGCCCACGACCCCAGCCGCCCCAAAAUCCGAGGAUUCUGACCUUCUCUCUUACCUUUGUGUUCCGAAGGGAGACAGGCCAGGGCUGCUUAAUUAACUCCAGAAAAAUUGCACGCACGCACACACACACACACACCACACCACACACACACACACAUAA